AUGUCCACCACACUCUUAAAAUCCACCCGCCUUGCCUCAUCCCAUUCCUCCAUCUCCCGUACCUUCCUUCGCCAAGGCGCACCUGUCAAGCUCUUACACACGUCGUUGAAGACCCACUACGCAUCAUCCAGCUCUCCUCCUCCUGCAGAGGGGUUCCUCCCCGGAGUCGCCAACUCUCAACUGAUCAAGCAUACCCACCACGAUGCCCUCCACAACCCUGAACUCGCCAGUGUCGCCAAUGGAGAGACAAAAAAGAUGAACACGUUCCAGGCUAUCAACGACGCGAUGAGAAUUGCUCUGGCGACUGACAAUACCGCCUGCGUCUUUGGCGAGGAUGUUGGUUUUGGAGGUGUCUUCCGUUGCACCAUGGGUCUCUCCGAGAUGUUUGGUCGCGACAGGGUGUUCAACACCCCGUUGUCGGAGCAGGGAAUUGCUGGAUUCGGUAUUGGUAUGGCCGCCAUGGGAUCGACCGCUAUUGCUGAGAUCCAAUUUGCCGAUUAUAUCUUCCCCGCCUUUGACCAGAUUGUGAACGAGGCGGCAAAGUACCGUUACAGAUCAGGAGGAGAGUUCAAUGUGGGCGGCUUGUGCAUCAGGACACCCUGUGGAGCGGUUGGACAUGGUGGUCAUUACCACUCUCAGAGCCCCGAGGCCUACUUCGCUCACACCCCUGGUAUCAAGGUUGUUGUUCCCCGCAGCCCUAUCCAAGCCAAGGGUCUCCUCUUGGCCUCAAUCCGUGAUCGUAACCCCACUAUCUUCAUGGAGCCCAAGAUUCUCUACCGUGCCGCCGUGGAGAUGGUGCCUGUAGGAGACUACGAGUUGCCAUUGGGCAAAGCUGAGAUCUUGACUCAGGGCAAGGACCUCACAAUUGUUGGCUGGGGCGCUCAAUUGUACGUCCUCGAAAAUGCCAUCCAACUCGCGAAAACCAAAAUGCCCGGCCUCUCUGUCGAAUUGAUCGACCUCCGCUCCAUCCUCCCCUGGGACGUCGAAACGGUUUGCAACUCUGUCAACAAGACAGGUCGCCUCCUUAUUGCUCAUGAGGCUCCCAAGACUCAGGGAUUUGCGGCCGAGAUUGCGAGCACUGUGAUGGAGAGGUGCUUUUUGAGGCUGGAGGCGCCGAUUCAGAGAUUGUGCUCUUUUGAUACCCCAUUCCCGCUUGUGUUUGAGAAGUUCCAUGUGCCGGAUAUGAUUCGGUGUGCGGAGGGCAUUGAGCGUGCGAUGAAGUUUUGA
This is a messenger RNA of Linnemannia hyalina, 1227 nucleotides long. The record is from the annotation of a GenBank genome assembly. NCBI's taxonomy places the organism in Eukaryota, Fungi, Mortierellomycota, Mortierellomycetes, Mortierellales, Mortierellaceae.